Molecule: messenger RNA, 281 nt
Organism: Funneliformis geosporum
Lineage: Eukaryota; Fungi; Glomeromycota; Glomeromycetes; Glomerales; Glomeraceae
Source: the annotation of a GenBank genome assembly
AAAUGUUAUUGUGUAAUAAAGAAUUUGAUGAUGAAUUUGAGGAAUUUUGCAAAGCUGAUAAUCCUAUAUUGUACGAAUUUUCUCAGCUUUAUAAUUUUGUUAAAACACACAUAUAUUUUAUUAUUAUUCAUCGACAACAGGUCGAGGGACUUUUUAACAAAUUAGACCUGAAAACUCAUGCAAACAUGUCAUUAUCUCUUAAACAAUCAAAACUUCGAUUAGCUUCAAGUAAGAUUGAAAAAGAGAAAUUGAUGGAGGGUCUUGAAAAAAUACGGGCUUAA